Molecule: messenger RNA, 792 nt
Organism: Lolium perenne
Lineage: Eukaryota; Viridiplantae; Streptophyta; Magnoliopsida; Poales; Poaceae
Source: RefSeq, a predicted model, not a curated record
GGGCACGCACGCACGCACGCGUCUCCCCGCACCGCAAGCCUAGCUAGGCUCCGCAAAUCCCAGAGCCGUCGCGAGCGAACCCUAGUAGCCGUACCAUGUCGUCUCUGCUGCGCUCGCCAAGCAUCCGCCGCGCUCUCUCGGCGGCCUCACCUGGGGGACCACAGGGAGCUUCCUUCCUCCGUGCCCCAUCAGCAGUAGCCGCCGCCAUCGGAGGAGAGGGAGGAGCCACCAUCCGCCGCGGUCUUGGGCUCCCCACUGUGCCGCGCCGCCACCUCAGCGCACCUCAGCACAACCGCCACCUUACUGCUACUGCCGUCGAUCAGUGUGAUGCGCUGUAUGAGGAGGUUCGAGCAACGAAGGUUUCGUCACUGGAAAAAGAUCUCCUUCAGCGCAUCAUUGAAAGCUGCUCGAAUGCUUGCUGUGAGUUUGCCCAGAAGGAUAAGUGGAGGACAAGGAUGAUUUGUGCUGCGACAUUGGGUGGCUUCUUUGCUGGAUCUUGGAUGAGAACGAGGAAGAUGGAUAAUGAGAGAGAGCUCAGGAAUGAGGACCAACCAGGGAACGGAGCUGACGAGAACCUCCUGGAAUAAACAGGAUGUGAGAGCGUUCAUGCUGUGGGACAUGUAGCUUGUUUAGUUAAGGAACUCGUCUGCCUUGCAGUUUGCAUCCAACAGCUUCUAGCAUAAAUGUACUUGGUAACUUGAUGGGUAAGUUGUUCUCGAAAGGCUAGGGUAUGUUUUGGGUUGUGUCCCGAUAUCACCAUCGAAAUUGAUCAUAACCAAAAUUUGACCUUUA